AUUUUUUUUUUUCUUUUCCUUUCUUUUUUGUUUUAUUUUUUGUUCGUUUGAUUGUUUUUUCUAAAUAAUCGAUUACGAAAGAAAAGUUAAAAAAUGAAGAGCGCGGGGGCAGGUUAUAUAACGUGCAGACCACAGAAUUAAAUUUUUAGUUUUAUUCUGCGAGCCGAAAUUACAAUACACAACGGAAGAGGUGAAGCAGGAAGCAGGGGGAAGGGCGAGGGAGAAAAGCCUCUUAGGUCACCUUCUCUCUCCCUCCAAACAGCUGCUCCGAAUUCUCGCCUUCAGCUUUAUUUUGGAGGAAAGAGGUUUGAAGGAUUGCCACUUUGAUUUCAUGGAGGGUGCUGAGAGGAGAUAACGGUGAAGGAGCAAUUCGUCCGAGGAAAUUUUUCUAGAGAGAAAGAAUUGAAGAGAGAGACGGAGAGAUGGGCUCGAAGAUGGAAGGUCCUUCGGCCCCUGCCUUGCGUCGCGACCCUUACGAGGUUUUAAGCGUGUCGAGGGAUUCAUCUGAUCAGGAGAUUAAAACUGCAUAUAGAAAGCUUGCUCUUAAGUACCAUCCUGACAAGAAUGCCAGUAAUCCUGAAGCUUCUGAACUUUUCAAGGAGGUUGCAUAUUCUUAUAGCGUCUUGUCUGACCCAGAGAAAAGAAGGCACUACGACAGUGCUGGAUUUGAGGCCCUUGAAGCUGAUGGCAUGGAUAUGGAAAUUGACUUGUCGAACCUUGGAACGGUUAAUACAAUGUUUGCAGCAUUGUUCAGUAAGCUGGGCGUCCCAAUCAAGACUACAAUUUCUGCUAAUGUUCUUGAAGAAGCUAUGAAUGGAACUGUCACUGUUAGACCACUUCGCGUUGGGGCAUCAGUGAGCGGAAAGGUAGAGAAGCAAUGUGCCCACUUUUUUGGUGUAACAAUUAAUGAGCAACAAGCCGAGGCCGGGAUUGUAGUUAGAGUUACUUCAGCUGCUCAAAGCAAAUUUAAACUACUUUAUUUUGAACAAGAUGCCAAUGGUGGUUAUGGUUUGGCUCUACAGGAAGAUAGUGAGAAGACGGGUAAGGUGACGUCUGCAGGGAUGUAUUUCUUACAUUUUCAAGUUUACAGAAUGGAUUCAACUGUUAAUGCAUUAGCAAUGGCGAAGGACCCUGAAGCUGCGUUUUUUAAGAGAUUGGAAGGUCUUCAACCUUGUGAGGUUUCAGAACUAAAAUCUGGCACUCACAUAUUUGCUGUAUAUGGAGAUAAUUUCUUCAAGACUGCAUCCUAUACAAUUGAGGCCGUUUGUGCAAAGUCCUAUGAGGAUACGACACAGAAGCUUAAGGACAUUGAGGCCCAGAUUUUGGGGAAAAGAACUGAACUACGCCAGUUUGAGACAGAGUACAGAAAAGCAUUGACACGCUUUCAAGAAGUGACCAACAGAUACAGCCAGGAAAAGCAGUCUGUAGAUGAGUUGCUCAAACAGCGGGAUAGUAUCCACUCUUCAUUUACCGUAGCCAAAACACCCAGUAGUAUUUGCGGGAGCAGCAGUAAUAUAAGCAAUGGAAGUAGUAGCAGAGUUCCUAGUGAGGAUCUAAAGGCUGAGAGCCCGGGAGAGGAUGGGAUUUCAGAUGGAAAGGAUAAAUCAACCAAGAAGAAAUGGUUCAACCUCAACCUAAAAGGAUCGGAUAAAAAGCUUGGCUGAAUGGUUGUCUAGAUCAACUUGUACUGCUUCAGAGGUUUGGAUUUCCUUCUUUGCAUUAAAGUGCUUGCGCCACCAGCAUGCUGCUGCCUGCCGAGGCUUGCCUUGUAAUCCUAGUUCGAUUGAUAUUUUUUCUUCUGGCUUUCCCCAAGGUUGUUCUUUAUCGCAUGUUUACAGUUCAGUUCUGCACGACACUGCAAAAUUUGAAGGUACGUGUAAUUAUAUCUGAUUUUCAUAUUUUCAUCCAACUUUGUUGUAUCCUUAAUCUCCGACUUUACGUAGUGAGUUACGCCCAUAUAGAUUUUUAUGUAUAACAAUAAUAAUGGAUUCAUUCAUUUGGGUUCAUUGUAUAGAUGAGAUUUUUAUUUGUUCA
Molecule: messenger RNA, 2034 nt
Organism: Malania oleifera
Lineage: Eukaryota; Viridiplantae; Streptophyta; Magnoliopsida; Santalales; Ximeniaceae
Product: chaperone protein dnaJ 15
Exons: 12
Coding region: 423-1664 (413 amino acids)
Source: RefSeq, a predicted model, not a curated record